This is a messenger RNA of Anopheles coustani, 681 nucleotides long. It is a transcript of the gene RpL35, whose product is annotated as large ribosomal subunit protein uL29. Gene Ontology annotation, cellular component: cytosolic large ribosomal subunit; ribosome. The transcript has a single exon. The record is from RefSeq and is a predicted model, not a curated record. Lineage: Eukaryota; Metazoa; Arthropoda; Insecta; Diptera; Culicidae. Gene Ontology annotation, molecular function: structural constituent of ribosome; mRNA binding. The coding region runs from base 98 to 469 and encodes 123 amino acids. Gene Ontology annotation, biological process: translation; maturation of LSU-rRNA from tricistronic rRNA transcript (SSU-rRNA, 5.8S rRNA, LSU-rRNA).
GCUUUCCGUUCUUUUCGACAUUUUUCCCGAGUGUGACCGGAGGUGUUUCAAUCGCGUGCUUCUUGAAACUCGGCCAAAAGCCCGGUAAACCAGCAAAAUGGUGAAAGUUAAGUGUUCCGAGCUCCGCACGAAGGACAAGAAGGAGCUGACGAAGCAGCUCGAGGAGCUCAAGAAGGAGCUGCUGAAUCUGCGCGUGGCGAAAGUCACCGGUGGUGCUCCGUCGAAGCUGUCAAAGAUCCGUGUGGUCCGCAAGGCGAUCGCUCGCGUGUACAUUGUGAUGAACACGAAGACCAAGGAGAACCUCCGUAAGCUGUACAAGGGCAAGAAGUACGUGCCGCUGGAUCUGCGCCCGAAGAAGACCCGCGCUAUGCGCAAGGCUCUGUCCCGCCAUGACGCCAAACGCCUGACGCUGAAGGAACAACGCAAACGUGCCCGGUUCCCGGUACGCAAGUACGCCGUCAAGGCCUAAGCCAGUAGGCGAGGAAGCCCCCCCCUAGGCUAAGCUGUUCCACCGCCGUCGGUUCGUGUCGCUUCCGCGUGCUGCAUUAUUCUGUUUCCGAGCAACAGCGUACAGCGUAGCUUUUUCGUCCUGCAUCGGGGUCCUGCUCUUGCGGCACGUUACGGAUGGUGAAAGUGUAAUCAGACAACGGUACAAUACAAAUCAAUUUCCUUGGAAACAAA